Messenger RNA from Trichoplusia ni (cabbage looper), 1707 nucleotides. RefSeq lists its product as uncharacterized. The transcript has 6 exons. The coding region runs from base 356 to 1501 and encodes 381 amino acids. The record is from RefSeq and is a predicted model, not a curated record. Lineage: Eukaryota; Metazoa; Arthropoda; Insecta; Lepidoptera; Noctuidae.
AAAGAAAGAGUACUCAGUUUAUAUGGCGAUAAAUAAACUGGUUUGAGAAAAGCCUGCAGUAGAGCUUACAGGCCGUCAGUGGACACAGAUUUUUGAUGAUCAUUGUCUGAAUUCCCACGGUGGAUGAGAUCUCAUUGAUGGCUCUACAUCCGCAACUUGAGUCAAAACAUACAAACGUAUUUUGCUACACGAGGUUUCCCCACCAUCCCCCGUGUGGUGGCCGCGUCAGGCAACAGUUUAAAGUUUCUCCUCGCAGCAGUGCGCGGCUGACACACGGCGCGAGACACACGCGCCACGCUCGACGCGACAGUAAAAGUGAUAAUAUACAAAGCGGUGCCCAGUUUUAGGAGCUAAGAUGACACGCGUUUCGCUGGUCGCGCUAGCGGUGCUGGCGGCGGCGUGCGCGGAGGAGCGCGCGCUGGAGCCGGCCGUGAGGGGGGCGGAGCAGUGCGAGCUGCUGGACGAGGCCGGGCCCUGGAGCGAGCUGCUGCAGCAGUGGGCGCUCGCGGACAGCGGCGGCAGCAGGCAUGGUCGCGUGAUGAACCUGCCUUCCGGGCAGAGCUACUACAUAACGGACCGCGUGGACGGGCUGAUGCUACCGCCACCGCCGCCCGCCCACCACGGCAAGCAGCCCAACCACCCAAACUACCCGAACGCGCCGGCGCGGCCCUACGAUGAGUGGCAGCACGCGCCGCCCGCCGUCAGCAAGAUCGUCAACAGACCCCCAAACCCAUACAAGGAUAAAUUUAAACCCAGUCAUCCCGGGCCUCCGAUCCCGGUGCACACGGCCCCGGCCCCGGCCCCGACGAGCGUGGACCGCGUGGACGAGAGUAAGCAGGAGCCGCCCAAACAGAUGACGGACACCGCGCUCUACCUGCUCAGCGCCAUCGAGAAGCUCGCCUACCGCGCGGACUUCAUGGAGAAGCGCCUGCGCAAGAUCGAGGACGCCGUACACAUCCUAGUGGCGGGAGCCGAAGCUAAACCAGAGCCGUGCAUGGAGGAGUUCAUACGUGUGGGCGCCAGUUGUUACCACGUGUCGACGGACACGGCGGACUGGAAGGGGGCCAAGUUCGCGUGUCGCCGCCUCAAGGCGCAUCUGCUGGAGAUCAACACGGAGGUCGAGCGCAGGAAGCUCACCGCCGCGUUGCUCGCCGACAAGCGAUACAAAGGCGGUGACUACUGGACGGGCGGGCUGAACCCGGGUCUGCUGUGGAUCUGGCCGCAGUCGGCGCAGCAGAUAGUGACUAACGGCACGUCGAGCGACAACAGCACGGCGUCGGGGGCGCAGGCCGGCAUCCCGGGCGCGGGCCGCUGCCUGGCGUGGCUGCGGGAGGGCGCGGGCGCGGGGGCGGGGGGCGCGGGCGCGGGGGCGCGCUGGGGCUACCGCGGGCAGGACUGCGGGCGCGCGCUGCGCUACGUGUGCGAGGCGGCGCCGGACCGCGAGCUGCUCACUAACGACAUCCUGCGCGCCGCCAGGCUGCUGCGGGCCCCGCGCGGCUGACACACGCCGCACACACACACACACACACUAUUUAUUCUAGACUAGGUAUUCAAUUAUCAAUGCACUGAACAGAAAUAUUCGCGCUUUCAACUCGUUGUCUUCUUCCAAGUAAACCAAUUGUAUAUAUAGUUAUCGUGCGGAGUCUUCCUGAUGAAAUCGCGAAUGUUGGUUGUAAUAUUAAAUAAAUUGUUUGAGUAAAAAAAAUA